UUGGGGAUCUGCUUGGUCCAGCUCCCCUGACUGGCUGCCUUUCUGGUGUGUGUGUCCCCAGCAGCAUCAUGCUGCAGCAGAUCCUGCACGACAUGUACAUUGACCCUGAGCUCCUUGCCGAGCUCAGCGAUGUGCAGAAGCACAUCCUCUUCUACAAGAUGCGAGAGGAGCAGCUGCGGCGCUGGAGAGAGCGGGAGGCAUGGGAUGCCCUGGCCCAGGCUGAAGGCCUCAGGCCCUCCAAGGUCAAACGAGCAAGCAACAAGCACAUCCAGUGGCUGCUGGGAGCAGAUGGCGAGGUCUGGGUGUGGGUCAUGGGUGAAGGCCCUGGAGACAAGCCCUAUGAAGAGAUCUCCGAGGAGCUGAUUGCAGAGAGAGCACGGCUGCAAGCUCAGAGAGAGGCUGAGGAGCUCUGGAGACAGAAGGAAGCAGAGAUCACCAAGAAGUUCCGGGAUGCCCUGGCCAAUGAGAAAGCCCGGAUCCUGGCGGAGAAGUGGAAAGUGGAGACGGAGGACCGAAAAGCUGCUAAAAUCCUAGAGGAACGUAUCCAUGAGGAAUUCAAGAGGAAAGAGGAAGAGGAGAGGAAGCAGGGAGAAGAGCAGAUUCGCCUCCAGGAGGAGCAGAGGGCGAAGGAACUCUACUGGACCCUGAAGCAGGCUCAGCUGCAUUGCCAAGACAGCGAGAAAGAGGAGCGCGAGUGGGAAGAACAGUUGCGCAGAUCCAAGGCAGCUGAUGAGGAGAGGAGUCGCAGAGCCCAGCGGGCCCGGGAUGAGUACCGUCGCCACUCACUCCGUGCCAUCCAGAAGGGCACAGUGGCAGGCCUAAGCUCCAUGUUCCAGGAACUUGGCCAGAGCCAUGAGCAGGAGGCCCGGCUUCACCACCAACUUCCGGGCACUGGUCUACCAUCACCCCUCACAGGACCUGACAGGACUUGGGAGCGCCCACUGCGUCCACUCUCCAGAGAAGUCAUUGUGCGCUGGUUUAAGGAGGAGCAGCUACCUCGCCGAGCUGGCUUUGAGAGGAACACCAAAUCCAUCGCCCCCUGGUUCCAUGGGAUUAUUAGCCGAGAAAAUGCGGAAGAUCUCCUGGAGAAUAUGACAGAGGGAGCUUUUCUGGUCCGGGUCAGUGAGAAAAUCUGGGGCUACACCCUAUCCUAUCGCCUGCAGCGAGGCUUCAAGCACUUCCUUGUGGAUGCCUCUGGAGACUUCUACAGCUUUCUGGGAGUUGACCCUAAUCGCCAUGCCACACUCACGGAUCUCAUUGAUUUCCACAAGGAGGAAAUCAUCACUGUUUCUGGGGGAGAAUUGCUGCAGGAACCCUGCGGACAGAGGGACAGCCCGCCAGACUAUCAUCUGUUGUUUGAAUGAUCUUCUUCCCUCCUUAUUAACUGGACUCCUUUGAGCAUCCCUUCUUGAAACAAUCUUAAGAGCAUUCCAACUCAGAGCCUUCUGACCUUUUGGAAGAUCCAUCAUUCUUCAGAGGAGCAAUUCGAUAGUGUGUCAUGAGAAGAUGGCAUAUAACUACAUUUAUGGUACUGUUCCUAUUCCAAGGCGUAAGACAGAAAUAACGAACAACUGAUACAGUUCUUUCAUGGAGAUAUCGCAGUAGAGGAGGCCU
Molecule: messenger RNA, 1614 nt
Organism: Nannospalax galili (Upper Galilee mountains blind mole rat)
Lineage: Eukaryota; Metazoa; Chordata; Mammalia; Rodentia; Spalacidae
Gene: Sh2d4b
Product: SH2 domain containing 4B
Exons: 8
Coding region: 69-1364 (431 amino acids)
Cellular component (GO): cytoplasm
Source: RefSeq, a predicted model, not a curated record